Hipposideros armiger (great roundleaf bat) is the source of this 2543-nucleotide messenger RNA. It is a transcript of the gene MEF2A, whose product is annotated as myocyte enhancer factor 2A. NCBI's taxonomy places the organism in Eukaryota, Metazoa, Chordata, Mammalia, Chiroptera, Hipposideridae. Gene Ontology annotation, molecular function: DNA-binding transcription factor activity, RNA polymerase II-specific; protein dimerization activity; histone deacetylase binding. Gene Ontology annotation, biological process: cell differentiation; positive regulation of transcription by RNA polymerase II. The transcript has 12 exons. Bases 374 to 1864 code for a protein of 496 amino acids. The record is from RefSeq and is a predicted model, not a curated record.
GGCUCCUAAAAAUAGCCCCGGUGUGGGGAUCCGUGCGCGGAUGUCCCGGCGAGUCCCGGGCUGAAGGAGGCGUCUCCGGGCGGCGCGGAGCGCUGGUGGCGGGCCGGAGCUGCAGCGUGUGUGCGCCCGCCAGCUGCGCCGGAGACACGGAAUCGCAUUUUGUGAAAAAGGAACAAAGAAGAAUUUUCUGCAAGGAUCAUAUCUAAGUGCACUUUUUGUUGAUACAUCAUUUCUAAUCUUACCGAAAAUUUCACCCAUAGCCCUUGGACUAGAAGCUGAAAUAAUAGAAGCUGUGUACGAUGCAUUAGGGUAUUGAAGAAAAUUAAAUUUUGAAUUAAAUAUUUGCAAUAUAAGGAAGGAAAGGUGACUGAAAAUGGGGCGGAAGAAAAUACAAAUCACACGUAUAAUGGAUGAAAGGAACCGACAGGUCACUUUUACAAAGAGAAAGUUUGGACUAAUGAAGAAAGCCUACGAGCUCAGUGUGCUCUGUGACUGUGAAAUAGCCCUGAUCAUUUUCAACAGCUCCAACAAGCUGUUUCAGUACGCCAGCACUGACAUGGACAAAGUGCUCCUCAAGUACACGGAAUACAAUGAGCCUCACGAGAGCAGAACCAACUCGGACAUUGUGGAGGCUCUGAACAAGAAGGAACACAGAGGGUGCGACAGCCCAGACCCCGAUACUUCCUAUGUGCUAACUCCACAUACAGAAGAAAAAUAUAAAAAAAUUAAUGAGGAAUUUGAUAAUAUGAUGCGGAAUCAUAAAAUCGCAGUGAGUACGAAACCUGGUCUGCCACCUCAGAACUUCUCAAUGUCUGUCACAGUCCCUGUGAGCAGCCCAAACGCUUUGUCCUACACUAACCCAGGGAGUUCACUUGUGUCCCAAUCUUUGGCAGCCACCUCGACAUUAGCAGACUCAAGCAUGCUCUCUCCACCUCAAGCCACAUUACAUAGAAAUGUGUCCCCUGGAGCUCCUCAGAGGCCACCAAGCACUGGCAGUGCAGGUGGGAUGUUAAGCACGUCAGACCUCACGGUGCCAAAUGGAGCUGGAAGCAGCCCAGUUGGGAAUGGAUUCGUAAACUCAAGAGCUUCUCCAAAUUUGAUUGGAACUACUGGUGCAAAUAGUUUAGGCAAAGUUAUGCCUACAAAGUCUCCCCCUCCUCCAGGUGGCGGUAAUCUUGGAAUAAACAAUCGAAAGCCAGAUCUCCGCGUUGUCAUCCCUCCUUCAAGCAAGGGCAUGAUGCCUCCACUGUCGGAGGAAGAGGAAUUGGAGUUGAACACCCAAAGGAUAAGCAGUUCUCAAGCCACUCAACCUCUCGCUACCCCCGUGGUGUCCGUGACAACCCCGAGCUUGCCCCCGCAGGGGCUCGUGUACUCAGCCAUGCCGACUGCCUACAACACUGAUUACUCGCUGACGAGCGCGGACCUGUCGGCCCUGCAGGGCUUCAGCUCCCCGGGCAUGCUGUCGCUGGGCCAGGUGUCAGCCUGGCAGCAGCACCACUUAGGACAAGCCGCCCUCAGCUCCUUGGUUUCCGGAGGGCAGUUAUCUCAGGGUUCGAAUUUAUCCAUUAAUACCAACCAGAACAUCAACAUUAAGUCAGAACCGAUUUCACCUCCCCGGGAUCGAAUGACCCCCUCAGGCUUCCAGCAGCAGCAGCCGCAGUCCCAGCCCCCGCAGCCCCGGCAGGAAAUGGGGCGCUCCCCUGUGGACAGUCUGAGCAGCUCUAGCAGCUCCUAUGACGGCAGUGACCGGGAGGAUCCCCGGGGCGACUUCCACUCCCCGGUGGUGCUCGGCCGCCCCCCAGCCGCGGAGGACAGGGAGAGCCCUUCGGUCAAGCGCAUGCGGAUGGACGCGUGGGUGACCUAGGCCCCCUUCCUCCGGCUGGUGUCACGUACUGUGUGUGACUGCAGUGGACUGGCCUCCAUAUGUAACUGGUGGGUAAGGACAUGAGGUAAAUAUAUUUAUAUGUACAUACAUACAUACAUAGCCCUUUCACAUGUAUGUAUGUGGGUGUGAGUGUGUGUGUGCGUGUGUUGCAGACACAGAGCCAGGCACUUACCUGCGAACUCCUUGCACAGCCGCAGAUGUGCGUCCCGUGGCAGACCAGCACCUGGAGGCAGUCGAGCCUGGCACUUCCUUGGACUACUUGUUUCAUACGAUACCCAGUACCCCGUUUUUUGCCGAGAAAGGUGUCCUCAUAUAUAAUUCCCCCACACUAGCUUGCAGAAACUUAGAGGGCCCUACUUGUUUUAUUUAACUGUGCGGUGACUGUAGGACUUAAGAAAAAUGCUUUGUAGAACAGAGCAGUAGAAAAGCAGGAACCAAGAAAGCAAUACUGUACAUAAAAUGUCAUUUAUAUUAACUACCCAACCUGGCAUGGGUCUCUGUCGCAAAGGGGUGCAUGGUAAAGGGCUGUUGACAUUAAAAAAACGAAACAAAACAAAACAAAAAAAAACAAAGCCCCACACAUAAGUGUUUUGCACGUGCAAAAAUGUAUUGGGUCAAAGAAGUGAUCUUUAGCUAAUAAAAGAGAGAAUAGAAAACA